This is a messenger RNA of Trichoderma breve, 1293 nucleotides long. RefSeq names its product major facilitator superfamily domain-containing protein. Bases 1 to 1293 code for a protein of 430 amino acids. The transcript has 2 exons. Gene Ontology annotation, molecular function: transmembrane transporter activity. The record is from RefSeq and is a predicted model, not a curated record. NCBI's taxonomy places the organism in Eukaryota, Fungi, Ascomycota, Sordariomycetes, Hypocreales, Hypocreaceae. Gene Ontology annotation, biological process: transmembrane transport. Gene Ontology annotation, cellular component: fungal-type vacuole membrane.
AUGUCAUCCACUUUGUCAGACGAGAAAACAGCGCCUUUCCCAGAGGAGCAAGCGGGCCUUGGUCAGCAAGACUUGCCUUUGUCAAAGGACGAACUAGAGCCCGCGCCUGAUGGUGGUCUCAGAGCAUGGCUCGUCGCUCUUGGAGCUGCUUCCAUCUUUUUCUGCUGUCUGGGGUUUUCUAAUUCUUUUGGCACGUUUACGGAGUACUACCUGACUCACCAACUGAGCCACCGAUCUCCUGAUGAUGUGGCCUGGAUUGGUUCCCUAUCUGCAUUUCUGCAAUUCUUUGUAGGAAUGAUUGGAGGUCCUAUGUUUGAUCGCUAUGGUUCAAAGGUUAUCCACCCGGCGGCUGUCAUUUAUAUUUUCGCCGUCAUGAUGUUGAGUCUAUGCAAGACAUACUGGCAAAUCAUGCUCGUGCAAGGUGUUCUCAUGGGCGUUACUAUGGGAUUCCUGCAAUUUCCAGCUAUGGGCAGCUUAUCGCAGUACUUUGACAAAAAGAGAGCUGCUGCUUUCGGUGUGGCGAUAUCUGGCUCCUCUAUCGGCGGCAUCAUUAUGCCUAUUGCCGUGUCCAGGAUGCUCAACAGUACCUCUCUGGGCUUUGGAUGGACAGUGAGGAUUAUAGGUUUUCUAAUGAUACCAUUCAUGGCAUUUUCUGUUGCAGUUCUCAGAGCUCGUCUGCCACCAAGCGCCGCAUCAUUCCUGAUCCCUUCAGCAUUCCUUGAAGCAAGGUUCAAUUUCAUCGUCAUCUCCAUCUUUUUCGUCUUCCUCGGCAUGUUUAUGCCAAUCAUCUUCCUUCCAACAUAUGCCGUGUCACGAGGCAUGGGCGCAACGCUUGCUGGCUACUUACCCGCUAUCCUCAACGCCGCAUCUACGUUUGGCCGUAUUAUCCCGGGAGUGCUGGCGGACAAAUACGGGAGGCUGAAUGUGUAUGCCUUUGGGUCUUUCAUCACCAGUAUCGUCAUUUUCUGUAUGACUUCGACACAUAAUAAUGCUGGAAUCAUUGCAUAUGCUGCGGUUUUUGGCUUUACUUCUGGGACGAUCAUAUCCGGAGCAACGGUGUCCAUCACAGGAUGUGCCAAAGACCCACGCAAUAUCGGUACUUAUACCGGCAUGGGGCUGGCAUUGGGUGCCAUUGGUGCACUGAUCGGGCCUCCCAUCGAUGGUGCCUUUGUGAAACAUUAUGUUGGAUUUUUUGAAGCAGCCAUGUUUAGCGGCGCCAUGUGCCUCUUUGGUGGCAUUGUCGUUCUUAUGGCCAAACUUGCGUCCCCUGAAGGGUUUUUCAGCAGAUCGUGA